Molecule: messenger RNA, 2508 nt
Organism: Drosophila suzukii
Lineage: Eukaryota; Metazoa; Arthropoda; Insecta; Diptera; Drosophilidae
Gene: Gnptab
Product: N-acetylglucosamine-1-phosphate transferase subunits alpha and beta
Biological process (GO): carbohydrate phosphorylation; N-glycan processing to lysosome
Cellular component (GO): Golgi apparatus
Molecular function (GO): UDP-N-acetylglucosamine-lysosomal-enzyme N-acetylglucosaminephosphotransferase activity
Source: RefSeq, a predicted model, not a curated record
GUAUUUUUAAUCACUCCCACCACGGCCACACUUUUCCCGAGGAAAAACAAAGUUUUUGUUAUGAUUUUUCUGCGGGAAUAAUGAAUGAAAUGUGCCAUUUAAGGACCUGAGGAUGCGCUUGCGUCGCCGCUGGCCGCGAAGGAUGCGGCGUGUCAUCGAACAAUUGCGACUGCAGUCCCGCAGGAAGCUGCAGCUGCUCCUGGGGUUUGGAGGACUCUGCCUGGUGGUUUGGCUAGCUCUUAACUAUCUCUCCGCGUCGGAGAACGGCAGCACCGGCGACUCCAGCAGCUCCUGCAGCGCAAUCGAUGCGGUUUACACUUGGGUCAACGGCUCGGAUCCCAACUUCAUUGAGUCCAUCCGGCGAUUUGACUUUAAACACGAUCCCUCGCGAUUCGAUGACAAGAAUGAGCUGCGCUACUCCCUGAGAUCGCUGGAGAAGCACGCCAAUUGGAUCCGGCACGUCUACAUAGUGACCAAUAGCCAGAUUCCCAAUUGGCUGGAUCUCAGCUACGAAAGAGUUACAGUGGUGCCACACGAAGUGCUCGCCCCCGAUCCCGCCCAGCUGCCCACCUUCUCCAGCUCGGCCAUCGAGACAUUCCUGCACCGCAUACCAAAGCUGUCCAAGAGGUUUCUCUACCUCAACGAUGACAUAUUCCUGGGAGCACCACUCUAUCCGGAGGAUCUGUAUACAGAGGCGGAGGGAGUGCGCGUGUACCAGGCCUGGAUGGUACCGGACUGCGCCCUGGACUGCCCGUGGACGUACAUAGGAGAUGGAGCCUGCGAUCGGCACUGCAACAUCGAUGCCUGCCAGUUCGAUGGAGGAGACUGUAGCGAAACUGAGUCAGCGGACGGUGCCCACGUCUUUCCACAAAGCCAGGAGGUGCUCGAAGUGGAACCCGUCGCUGUACCAAAAACUCCUGUCCACCGCUUCCCUCACGUGGGCCUCCAAAAGCUGUUCAAGAGCAGCUCGGCCAAUUUCAAGGAAGUAAUGCGCCACCGUAAUGUGUCGACACUCAAAGAGCUCCGCCGCAUCGUAGAGCGAUUUAACCGUGCCAAACUGAUGUCGCUGAAUCCGGAAAUGGAGGCUACUAGCUCCGAGCCACCGACUACCCAACGAAGUACAGUUCCCAAAGAGGAGUACCAAUCAUCCACCAACAUAUACUCCCACUCGCUUAUUGCCACCAAUAUGUUGCUUAAUCGAGUCUAUGGCUUCAAGGCACGUCAUGUUCUAGCCCACGUUGGUUUCCUGAUCGACAAGGAUAUUAUGGAGGCCAUGCAGCGACGUUUCCGCCAACAAGUUCAGAGCACGGCCCGGCAGCGCUUUCGGUCCGCUACCGAUUUGCAGUUCGCCUUUGCUUACUACUCCUUCCUGAUGAGCGAAACGAAGGUGAUGGGUGUGGAGGAGAUCUUUGAUGAGUUCGACACCGAUGGCUCGGCCACCUGGUCGGAUAGGGAGGUGCGCACCUUCCUCACACGCAUUUAUCCGCCGCCACUAGACUGGUCAGCCAUGCGAUACUUCGAGGAGGUGAUUCAGAAUUGCACUAGGAAUCUGGGCAUGAGUACAAAAGCUGAUACAGUUGAACACUCCACGCUGGUCUACGAGCGAUAUGAGGAUUCAAAUUUGCCCACCAUCACCAGAGAUCUGGUAGUGAGAUGUUCGCUUCUGGCUGAAGCUUUGGCGGCUAACUUCGCCGUUCGACCCAAGUAUCACUUCCAUGUCAGCCCCAAGAGAGUUUCGCACAGCAACUUUAUGAUGCUCACCUCGAACCUUACUGAUGUGGUGGAAUCUCUAGACCGAUUGCGCCGGAAUCCGCGCAAGUUCAACUGUAUCAAUGACAAUAUGGAUGCUAGUAGGCGGGAAGACAACGCGAUGGUUCGCCACCUGCUGGAGGAUUUUUACCUGUCCUUUUUUCCGCGGCGCAGCAAGUUCGAGCUUCCGCCGCAAUUCCGCAAUCGAUACGCAUCCUGGCGGGACUAUCAGCGCUGGAAGCGAAGGAAGCGCGCCGUUCUAGUGAUCGGGUAUGGAGUGACACUGCUGCUGGUCAUCUUUCUGCUGCGUUUUAUGUGCCACCACAAGGCCAAGUUUGUGAGGCGCUGUGCGCAGCGCUUGUAGGUGUCAUCUUUGGGAAAUUCUCUCUUCCGCAAUGUUGUGAUAUGUUGUGAACAUUUAUGUAUAUCGGCCAUUUCUGCAAGCGAUCAUAGUCAAAUCUAGUUGUAGGCCAUGUGUAAGGCUAUUUUUCUAGUUAUUUAGAUGCAUGCUAGAGGCUACUUUUAAGAUUAGUCAAUAAGUGUGAGUACCUAGUGAAAUUUUGUAGAAUCUUUUGUUAUUUAGCAGUCGAACUGUUUUAGGUUGAAUUUCAUACCACUUAAGUUCAUCAUACCAAGUGCAAAUCUUUGUUUGAUAUUGUCUCUCGAAUAGUACUGUACUUUCCAAGACGUAAGUCGAACUUAUGAUCGUUUAAAGAUAAUUUUUUAUAUAAAUAUAUCCAAUUGAUGGUGUAAACUCCA